CAAAACCCCAAACCCUUCUCUCCUCUCUCUUCAUUUCCCUUUCAACCCUCCCAGAGACCACCACCGCCCCAACAAUGGCGACCCCUCGUUCACUCUGCCGCACCCUCCGCCACUUCUCCACAACCACCAGACCCACUCUCCCCCAUUUCUCCGAUCCCACCUCUUCAACUCCACGCCGCGACACCGAAGAGGCGGCGAAGCUAGCAGAGCUGCGCAGGUACCUCAAGCUGCUUGAGCUGCGGAGAGACUAUGUGAAGCAUGUGCAGGAGACCCGCAUGAAGCCCAUCAUGGAGGUUGAGCUCAUGAGGCUCGAGAUGUUCCGCGUCGAGGAGGCUCGUAAAGAAGCCGAGCUUGAGCAGACCAAGCGCCUCAGGGCUGAGACCGCCAAGCGUCGCGCCCAAAAGCGGGAAGCUGCCAAGCAGCAGCAGGAAGAAACCCUAUUAAAACAGAAAGCAGAAAAGUAUGAGAUCUCGAAGAAGAAGGAAUUGCUUAGAGAAGAAAAGAAAAAGGAGAAGAAGACCCAGAGUUCCUCUGGGGUCUAGGAACCAGUACCGAGAUGAAGAUCUAGAAGGCAUUGUUGAUACCACACUGGUUCGAGUCCAUUCUAUUUCCAAAUGUGUUCAAACUAGUCUAUAGAGAGUCGCCAUUUGACAAAGAUAAUCAGAACCGUCUUUUCUACCUUAGGCUAAUGUUCUCCUUGUCAUCCUCCAAUAAUAUUCCAACCACAAGUAUUUUCUUUGUUCGAUUUAUAGAACUAUUCAUUGAUGGUUUGAGAGAUGGAUUCUCACUUUC
Argentina anserina (silverweed cinquefoil) is the source of this 792-nucleotide messenger RNA. RefSeq names its product stress response protein NST1-like. Lineage: Eukaryota; Viridiplantae; Streptophyta; Magnoliopsida; Rosales; Rosaceae. The transcript has 2 exons. The record is from RefSeq and is a predicted model, not a curated record. Bases 75 to 542 code for a protein of 155 amino acids.